UUCUGUGUCUCGUACUUUCGUUCUCCCGACUGUGGGCCCUUGUUAACAUCUGUUGCGUGGUCACCAGCUGUUUGAGAUAACGCUAAGAAAAUGGGAAGAAUCUUUGCUUGCUCUUUACUCUUACUAUGUGUCACGGUUGUAUAUAUGUCAGCGAAUGCAUCGGCGGCAACACAGUUCCCGUUGUUGAUGCCUCACGUUCGACCCACGCAGAAUGAAACCUACCUAUGUACAGCAUUCCAUAUAACGCCAAGCAAGCAUAAGUAUGUGGUGGCAUUCAAACCUAACGCAACAAUGCACGUGGCCCACCACAUCCUAAUUUACGGAUGUCUGGAACCGGGCUACCGUGAGCAGGAUUCUCCGAGGGCAGUGUGGGAUUGUGGAGAGAUGAGCAACUCCAACUCGGAGUUCUUCAAAGGGCCGACUUGUGCUCGAGGGCCUCAGAUCAUUUACGCAUGGGCUCGGGAUGCUCCGGCCCUUUCACUGCCUGAAGGUGUGGGCUUCAAGAUUGGUGGUGAUAGCGGCAUCAAGUAUUUGGUGCUUCAAGUUCACUAUGCUGACACUACUGCUUUUCUUGAUCCACACAAGACAGACAUGUCUGGCAUUGUCCUCUCUGUGUUGCCUGGAAAUACACAGCUUGUGAAACGACGAGCUGGUAUUUACCUUCUGGGAACAGGAGGCAUGAUUCGUUCACACAAAAUGGAACACUUUGAAGCUGCCUGCCUCAUCGACGAGAACUUGACCCUCUAUCCAUUUGCGUUCAGGACCCACACGCACAAACUCGGCAAGGCCGUUAGUGGCUAUGUUGUUAGGAAUGGCCAGUGGAUUAACAUUGGCAAGCACGACCCAUUGCAGCCGCAGAUGUUCUACCCUGCUAACAAAGGCAUCAAGGUCACCAAGGGUGACAUCCUGGCUGCCCGUUGCACAAUGUACAACUUUAGGAACAGAGCCACUUAUGUUGGCUCCACAGGCAAUGACGAAAUGUGCAACUUCUACAUGAUGUACUAUGUGGAUGGAGACAAGAUCCUCGACAGAAAGGACUGCUUCUCGUAUGGGCCGCCUGUCUACUAUUGGGGCCGUGACCCACUUCUUGCCAAUGCACUUACUCCCGAGGUUGACAAAGAUGCGAGCACUCUCAAGUAACCGUCUCACAACCUGGCAUGAGCCAAUGGGAUUUCUGUGUGACCAGUCUCCUCGACUCCAUUUUUCCCUCAUGACCUGCCGACUUUCCGAACAUCAUUUCUUACCUCCCACUUUGGCUCCAGCACCACUUAUGCUGGCAGCACUAAGAAAUGGCUGGUUCAAAGGGUCUCAACUAUGAGAACAAAUCUGCGCAGUAGUGCCACCACUGGCACUGGCAGCUUAUCAACUCAAUGUUUAACUUUCAAUGCUCGAGAUGGAAGAUCAGUGCACUUGUGCUAAAAAGUGUUCUUUUUCUUUUUUUUAAGUUGUUGUUACAGCAUUAACUCUCUUAUAUGCAAACGAGCCUACACUUGAGUUUGUUCCUCAAAUACAUCAAGUAGGGCAGUAGAGUGUGCCCUUGGCUGGUGCAGCCACUAUGCCUCACAAGCACUCUUCAAGAAUUCCUGAACGAUGAUUUCAUAAUUGGGCAGGUUCAUGUCUAAAUGAUGGAAAUGAGAUUGAGGGACAUUUCUCGAUUAACUCUGUCGCAGUUACUUGUGAGAAAAGUUAUUAAAGCUUGGUAACUGCUCUGGCCAUAGGACCGCACUGCUGUUCUCUUUACAGAGUUGAGAAGCAGACUCCAGUACAGGCUUGUUACGAAUAUAAGGGCAAGGUUAUCAAGUGUCUUCAACCAAGAAAAUCUGUUUAUUCAAGUCACCCUUCGUUAUUUAUCUUGCUCUGAACACUGUGCUCAUGUUCAGUGUGGAACAUCACUUGUUACUUUUGGGUAGGAGCACUUGUACAUCAAGAAAGGCGUGAGCACAGCUAAGCAACUGUUGCAAAUCUUGGUAUUGGUACAUGUAUUGAUUUGUUUUUUCACCCAGCUUGUGAUGCCAUGCAACAUACUUCUUUUGGGAGAACUGCUAUCAUCUUAGUUGUGCAAGAACUUGUUCCUACUGCAAAUGAAGAUCAGGCUGCAUAAUUCAAAUGCAAACCUGCAGUGUAUGGCAGCCACUGGAAUGCAACUGCAGUACCAGUUUCGCCAAAAUAAAAAUGUUGAGCUACAAUUUUUGGCAGCCAAAACUCCAGUUGAGUGCGACAUGGUGCGAAGCAUUGUUGUUUCAUGAGAAAAGUUCCCAUGAAUAGCGUUAAUUUUCUGAAGGAAAAUGGCUAACACAGUAGUAACACGUGUGCGAACUAGUGGUAUGUGCAGUGCGAAUGUUACAGUGGUUGUUGAAGGUGAAAUGUUUUAUUCCAUUAUGGUAACUUUGUUUGCUCCGUUUGCGUGGCGUAGUGUUCAGAUUCAGAGAUUUCGUUCCAGUGGGGCAGUGCAAGCCUCGGGUGUCCGAGCUGCAUAAUGAUGAUGAGCGGCAUUGGCACGCUUACACUUAUCUUCCUCGAGCUCUGCUGUGGUGAGAAGAAGCUUCUUGGGGCGAGGCACUCGUGGUGCAGCGCAUUAAGUGUUGGGCUGCUGUGCUUGAAAACCCCACCUGACACUGGUGAGGAAGUCGUCUAACAUGGGUUAAAUUCUAGCCAGCACCAGAGAGACCUUAAAAGAUUUUUUAUUCAUAGAAGAGCGCCGUGAAAGAAGACAAAAACAAUCAGACAGAUGGCAGGAAACACUGUGCUGCACUCGACAAGAACGCUGCGCAUUAAAAGGACAGACAGGAAAUGGAAAAGGGUGAAUCAGCGGAGUAGGAUGGCAGAAUGAGUGACUUGGUAUUCCAUUCUUGUCGCAGAGGUGUAUAGCAAAAAGCAAGAAACAGGAUGGUGAAGGGCUUUGUGUUUUGUAAGAUGAAGGCAUUGUCUUUUGUUGUCUUGUUCCCUGCUUCUAUUCUACAUAGUGAAUAAGCUGAUUGUGCUGGCAGCGUAGAUGAAAAACCCAUCAAGAUGAACAGGACGAAAAUGGAUCAGAAGAGAUGCACACACAAUUACUACUCACUGUCUGAUGUGCAAUUGCUGUAUGGCUGAUUUCUAAAGGCAGUGUAGUCCCCAAGUUACACGACUGAGCCUGAAUUAUUUUGUUAUAGAGGCAUGCAAGUUUGAAAACAAAGAGCAUUGAGUGAGACCUCAACUUGUUUACAUUGAAUUUAUGUUGAUGGCACAUGCCAAAAAAAGAAAAAGGUUAGGUUGUAGUGCAAUAGGAUUUGUGCACACUAAAUACUGCUGAGUUACUAGUUUUGACACUGAUUACUCCUAAUGCAUGACCAUAUAAGCAUGACUAUAUAAGGAAUAGUGUGAAGCCUUAUUUUGUGCAUUUUGGCAAGUUCUCUCCUGUCAUGAUUCUGAUGGCUUGAAAUAGGUAUCCUAAGCAGUAUAGAAGUUUAUUGAAAGCAGUAUAGAGAAAGGAAUAUUAUAAGGAAUGGCUAUGGUGCUUUAUUUCGAUUCCUUGUUUAACUUUCAUCAAGACAUGAGUUUCAUUGCAAACUUUACUUGAAAAUAAAGCAUAGCCCCUACUGUAUUAUGGCAUGGUACUGCACUUAUGGCUAGCUACACAAUCUUGAUUUACACCGGUGAUUUAGUUCUGUAGUAAGAAGUAGUAAGAAGGUUCUAGGCUUGAUUCCUAGCCAUGGAAGCAGCAUUGUGAUGAAACAGAAUGCACAAAGAAUGUGUGCCAAAAUUUUAGUGAGCAUUAAAGAAACUUAUGUGGCCAGAAUUGAUGCAAAGCUCUCUGUGAUGGCACUCCUCUUAGUCCAGAUGCAGCUCUGGGUUGUGAAACCCUUGCGAAUGAGUUUUAAAAUCGAGUAACUUGUUUGUGUUCAUGUUGCAGUCUACUAGCAUAUUGGUUACAUUAGCACAGGCAAUAAAGCAGCAGCGCUACAAUAUUAACUGUUUUGGAUAAGACUAUUAGACCACGAAAUUUAAGGAGUCUGUACAAGCACUUUGCAGCAAUGUAGCUGUUAUGAGACAAUGCAAGAUGCUAUUGGACUGAGGUAAAACUCAUGUGGGCAAAAGUAGAGUACAGCGUGUAUUUGUGCUCUUAUGCUCGCUAGUAUCAGUUCUGAAAAGCAACUCCAUUCUGGAAUGCUGAGUUUUAGAGCUCCAGCAUGCCUCUUGGCUGGUGGUGGAACCACCGUAUUACGCUUACAAGUAAUUGCAUGCAAGAGACAUUGCAGUCCAUUUCUCCUCUUCCUAGGAAUUUCUUCCAUCUUCUUUCCCUUCAUUCACCCAUGCUUCUGUACCAGCUAUGAAAUACCUCCCAUCUAUGUUUUUUGUAAGGUACAUGCUGAAGGCUUAUUUUUCAGCGGGUUCUCCCAUGUAUUUUCUUUUCUUGAAAAAAAGAGAGAGGUUAAGGGACUGCUAAGCUUUUUUGGAACAAGAUUUUACAAGCUUCAUCGAAAUCUUAAUUUUGUGGGUUGUCACUGUGCACCGUUGCUAUUGCACUGUAUGCACGAUUACAGCACAGUAAACUGACUCGAAGCAAGAUCUGUACGCAUACCAAUUAUUUUAAAUUUCCUAACAUAACAACCCUUCAUGUUUAGCCUUCAUUGCUACAAGGCUUACCCACUUAACAGGCGUGUAUAGUAUCAUGCUCUGUGGACAGACUAAAUGCAGCCAUCAAGGCUUAUCCUGCUAAAUUUUAUUUGUUUCAUGUCUAAGAGUCUGUACUUACCGGCCAUAAAAAAUGAAAAACAGUUUGGUAAGCCCAAAGUUUGGCAUACCUUUCUAGCGAGUUGUAUUGUUGCCACAUGUCUGAAUGAGAAAAGUACACCUGAACAACUAUUACACUGACAGUCAUAGAAUGUUACUACGUGGCCAUGGGAAAUGUAAAGAUCUUGGUACAUCAUUGGUGGUAUGUGUGUUGGUUUCAAUAAACAUGUAGUGUCUCCCUUUCCCUCCUCGCACGAAACAAACACACAUAAAUCAAGAUGCUUGCAAUUGCUACAGCUGAGAUCUUUGUUGGUGCCCAGUUGGAACACAUAUUAUUCUUGUCGAUAUUAUAUGCAAUUGCUGUCAACUUUCUUGGUUGCAUGCUGUUUUGUGGUUAUGUGCUAGUCAUUGCAUACAUUCUAAGGUACUUAACUGACAUUGAAGUACAGUCUUCGUUAAAUGUAAAUGGGCUACAUUGCUUGUGAACUACCAUGCUGACUGCUGGCGGUUUAAAUGUGUUCCUGCACUAUGCCAAAAGUUCCAGUACCCCAAGGAAUGAAAAGAACUCUCCUACUCACCAUCAAGAGGUCCAGAGAGUUGGGAGUGCCACGGGUACUGCAGCACACAUCCAAAUCGCAUAUAGUAUGGUGAACACGAGCAGCCCAUAUACUUGUGACAAAGGCUGCACAUACGAGCACUUGCGUUGCAUAACUGCUGCUGGACCUUUGUUUUCAUCUGAUGGCACCAAGGCUAUGUAGUCUGUCGUGAUGCUGAAUGGCAAUGCUGACAACUUGUUUUACAUUGUUUUGCAUGGUACUAGUAAUUUUUAUAUUUAAUGAGUAUUUAAGAUUUUACAUUUUGAAAAGUGUCUAGAUGGAGAGGGGACCAAUGAAGAUGUUUACUAUUGUACACUGCAGAUGUACUAGCUACAGCCAGUGUUACAGGUAUUCUACAAACUAAGCAGUGACAUUCAGCUGUCAAGCUGUGAUCAGACUUUUUAAGUCCAGCAGCAGCACAGAUGCUCUGUAGCAAAGCCUUUUGCAUGGUUGAACAAAAGAUUUGUGUAAUUAUGUGAGGCUUUGAUUCAUACAUGUAAUAGUUGUUCAGAUUGUGACCUAAAACAAGACGGACAAGCCUGUACUGGUUCACCAAGCUCUUUGAUGCUGGUAGUAAUGCUCUUACCAUUUUGUCCCUGUGAUCUUAACAAUUCAAUGUGCGGCAUUGUGCGAAUCUAGGAACACUCAUUGUCUGUUAUCUCUAGUACAUACAUUCCAAGAAGCCUUGUGAUUCAAGUGUUCAUGUUACAAAGUGUUAUUUCUUCCUGGUCAUUGACAACCUUGAUGUGUAAAAAUACUGCACAACUGACAGCUCUUGCUCUUAUUGUUUAAAUGCCGUAACUAAGAACUGACCUGUGCAUGUUGUACAUAUGUGUGACUCGUGCCCGUUUCCCUGUAUUGUUAAAUUAAUGUCAAGAGUAUAAGCAGUAAUAAAUCUUAUUCGUUGCACUAUCA
Messenger RNA from Dermacentor andersoni, 6221 nucleotides. RefSeq names its product Peptidylglycine-alpha-hydroxylating monooxygenase (gene Phm). Gene Ontology annotation, biological process: peptide metabolic process. Gene Ontology annotation, molecular function: oxidoreductase activity, acting on paired donors, with incorporation or reduction of molecular oxygen, reduced ascorbate as one donor, and incorporation of one atom of oxygen; copper ion binding. Lineage: Eukaryota; Metazoa; Arthropoda; Arachnida; Ixodida; Ixodidae. Gene Ontology annotation, cellular component: membrane; extracellular region. The record is from RefSeq and is a predicted model, not a curated record.